AUGUCUAUUAAUGGCAUUGGUAUGAAUAUGGCCAGCUCAAUAAAACCCAGCAAACUAAAACUGCGUCGGAGUCCGCGCCACUCCACCCCCGCUAAACCCCAAGCAGCCAAGACCCCCUCGAUCGGGGCCCUUAUAAACCCCGUCUCGCCCCGACCAACCUUGCCCUCUCCUUCUUCUCAUCCUCCAUCGCCGCGGCGAAAGCGUCCCCUUCUCCCUUUUCAUCGUUCCGGCUCUUCCGGGUCCAAGGACCCGGCCACAAGUAUACAAGAAUGGCUGUCGCUGCAAUUACCGUCAUGCACGCCGCCCGCCAGACCCCCACGUUCAUCUUCCGUGAACGAGACGCAGCCGUCGGCGUUUGAUUACCAGCAGCACCACCACCUCUCUUAUUCCUCCGAUCCAUUCUAUCUUCCUCCCGAAUUACAUCCCUCGCAACUUACAUUCUCUGAUUUCGACCUCGCCUCGUCCGCGGCCUUUCCUCCCGUUGACCCCUCGUUCUAUGAAUCCUCCGAUCCCUCCUUCCCGGGGUCCGCCUUGUCCUGUCUGAGCGAUAGCAGCUAUCAAGAUCAGAUCCUCGGCUACCCCCUGCCCCCUCUCCUCCCCGUGCCUGCGGCGGAUCCGGACCCGAUUGACUCUCUGCUGAGUUCUCCCGAACUAAGCGAGUCGUUGAAUCUGCUCGGAUCGCCCAGUGUUCAAUCCCAAGAAUCCUCCGAACCCUCCCCGCAAAUGCCCGCCGUCAGCAACACUGCAUCCCCCCUCAACCGGUCUCGAGACCCUCCGAAAGAACCUCCGAAUCGUGUCAAGAAACGGGAACUGAAUACCAUGGCGGCGCGUCGAUACCGCCAGCGUCGCGUGGAUCGGAUGAAUCAGUUGGAGGAGGAACUCGAGGCGAUUAAGCGGGAACGUGAUGAGUUGAAGAUGCGGGUGUCUAAGUUGGAGGGGGAGACGGAGGCUUUACGCAAUGUAGAUGAGAUGCCAGUCACUAUUAUGCCCGAUUCGUAA
Molecule: messenger RNA, 999 nt
Organism: Aspergillus ibericus CBS 121593
Lineage: Eukaryota; Fungi; Ascomycota; Eurotiomycetes; Eurotiales; Aspergillaceae
Product: bZIP transcription factor JlbA/IDI-4
Exons: 4
Coding region: 1-999 (332 amino acids)
Biological process (GO): regulation of transcription by RNA polymerase II
Cellular component (GO): nucleus
Molecular function (GO): DNA-binding transcription activator activity, RNA polymerase II-specific; RNA polymerase II transcription regulatory region sequence-specific DNA binding
Source: RefSeq, a predicted model, not a curated record